Suillus discolor is the source of this 744-nucleotide messenger RNA. Its product is annotated as Aldehyde/histidinol dehydrogenase. The record is from RefSeq and is a predicted model, not a curated record. The transcript is spliced from 7 exons. Bases 1 to 744 code for a protein of 247 amino acids. Gene Ontology annotation, molecular function: aldehyde dehydrogenase (NAD+) activity. Lineage: Eukaryota; Fungi; Basidiomycota; Agaricomycetes; Boletales; Suillaceae.
AUGUUUGACCCUGGGGUGUCUGCAACCAGUCUAGUGAUGUGCAUGGCCCAGCUUCAGGCCACCACCGAAGACAAGCUCACCUAUACUCAUCAUGAACCAAUUGGUGUCGUCGGUCAAAUCAUCCCAUGGAAUUUCCCAUUGCUCAUGAUGGCAUGGAAACUUCACCUUAUUAACGAGGCUGGCUUCCCACCCAGGGUGGUUAAUGUCAUCUCUGGUUACGGAAACACUGUCGGUAAUGCCAUCUCCUCGCAUAUGAGGAUAGAGAAGGUCGUCUUCACUGGCUCAACCCUUGUUGGUCGCAAGAUAAUGGAGGCCGCUGCAAAGAGCAACCUCAAAAAUGUCACCCUUGAGCUCAGUGGAAAGAGCCCAAACAUCAUCUUUGACGAUGCAGACCUUGAACAAGCCGUCAACUGGGCUGCAUUUGGUAUCUUCUGGAACCACGGUCAGACGUGUUGUGCAGGUUUGCGUAUCUUCGUGCAAGAAGGCAUCUAUGACGAAUUCCUCAAGCACUUCAUGGAGAAAACUCGGUACGUGCAAAUAACAGCCUCGCGCGUCAAGGAAAGUGCUUUUAGCAAGGAAUGCGAGCUCUACCAAUCGAUAGACAUCAUGCACCCGGUCACAGGUGAACACAACAGCAUGCUCAUCCUCGCGCACAUCAAGUACUUCCAUGUGCGCAAAGACAUGCUCACGGGCAGAUGCACGAUACCAGCAUCCAUGCCUACACGGUUCAUGAAGUUCUUUUAG